This is a messenger RNA of Papaver somniferum (opium poppy), 2109 nucleotides long. RefSeq lists its product as uncharacterized. The transcript has 3 exons. The record is from RefSeq and is a predicted model, not a curated record. The coding region runs from base 1 to 2109 and encodes 702 amino acids. Lineage: Eukaryota; Viridiplantae; Streptophyta; Magnoliopsida; Ranunculales; Papaveraceae.
AUGGAUUUUCCACGUUUCGAUAGCGAUAAUCCAAAAGGAUGGCUUAGUAAAUGUGAUUAUUUCUUUCAGAUGCAUGAGAUUCCUGAAUUUAACAAAGCUAGAAUAGCUUCAAUGCAUUUUGAUGUCAAGGCAGCUAAAUGGUUUGAGAAUUUUCGAUUAAAUAGACCUCAUAUCUCUUGGCAAGACUUAACUAGUAAUGUUUAUCUUCGUUUUGAAAAUCCUGCUCAUGAAAACAUUGUUGGUCUGUUCAAUAAAUUGUCUCAACUUACAACUGUGGAUGCUUAUUUUGAGGAAUUUGAACAUCUGAAGGCACUACUAUUAAGUAAACACAAUAUCUUCACAGAAGAAUAUUUCAUUAAAAGUUUUAUUGGUGGGAUGAAAGAAGAAUUAAGAGAGCCAGUGCUUAUGUUUGGUCCUACCACACUGUUAACUGCCUUCUCUCUAGUUAGAAUGCAAAAGAAAACUCUGUCUCUACAAAAAAAGUCUGUGAAAGCUCGAAAAUCCAGAGGUCUCUGUUAUAAUUGUAAUGAAGUCUACAAAAGGGGUCAUAUAUGCAAACAACAACAUCUGUGUUUGAUGAUUGGAACUCAGAGUGAAGACAAUACCCUGGAAUUUGAAGCAGCUACUCACCCUGAAGAAGAGGACUCACCUAUGGAGAGUGACAUGGAAAUUUCCCUUCAUGCAUUGACAGGUAAUAAUUCUGGUAAGACUAUUCGAAUUCCUGGUCUUAUUGACAAGAAAUCUAUAUCUGUGUUUAUAGAUACAAGAAGCACAUAUAGUUUCAUUCAUACUGACAUUGCUAGGAAACUCAACUGUUCCAUUGAGCCAACUGCUAGCAUGUUAGUCACUGUAGCUAAUGGUGAUAGAACUGUCAGUAAUGGUAUAUGCUCAAACUUAAAUUGGUCUAUGCACAACCACAAGUUUUCUGGGAGUUUAAGACUUUUACCACUUGGUGGCUGUAAUUUGGUUUUGGGAGAUGAUUGGCUGAAGCAAUUGGGUGAUCAUGAUGAGUGGCAAUGCAGCUACAAGAUUCUUCAAAAACACACUCAUGGCCUGAUUGGCCAACUUUUUUCCAUCUCCACUUCACCAACACCUACUCCUCCCCCACCUCCAAUUUCAGAAUUAAUUAAUCAAUAUUCUGAUAUUUUUUCUGAGCCAAAAUCCCUUCCACCUCAGAGAAACCUAGACCACUCAAUUCCACUUAAGACAAAUUCUUUUGCUGCUCCCAUACAUUUGGUCAAAAAGAAGGACAACACAUGGAGGUUUUGUGUUGAUUAUAGGAAACUUAACAAUAUCACAGUCAAGGAUAAAUUUCCAAUUCCAAUUAUAGAGGAGUUUCUUGAUGAAUUACAUGGCAAGAUUUUUUUUUCGAAGAUUGAUUUAAGAGCUGGAUAUCACCAAAUAAGGGUAACUUCUGCUAACAUUUACAAGACUGCAUUCAGAACUCAUCAUGGCCACUUUGAAUUCAAAGUGAUGCCAUUUGGACUUACCAAUGCACCUGCUACUUUCCAAGCUCUUAUGAAUGACAUCUUUCAAGACCACUUAAGGAAAUUCAUCUUGGUGUUCUUUGAUGAUAUCCUUGUAUAUAGUUCUUCCUUGGAGGAGCAUCUUUUGCACUUGCAACUUACACUGGAUAUAUUGAGAAAACAUCAGCUAUUUGCCAAUUUUUCCGAGUGCUGUUUUGGCCAACAUGAGCUAGAGUAUUUGGGACAUAUCAUUACUGCUGAAGGGGUUAAAGCUGACCCUGCAAAAAUUUCUGCUAUGAUCAAUUGGCCAAUUCCACAUACACUCAAAGAACUCAGAGGAUUCUUGGGCCUCACUGGAUAUUACAGGAAAUUUGUGAAAAAUUAUGGCCUCAUUAGCAUACCACUCACUGACUUACUCAAGAAAAAUGCUUUCCUUUGGUCCCCUGCAGCUACAUCAGCCUUUCAACAGCUCAAGGAAGCCAUGUCCUCUACUCCUAUAUUAGCUAUACCAAAUUUCAAUAAGUCAUUUGUUGUUGAAACUGAUGCUUGUGAUACUGGUAUUGGUGUUGUUCUGCUACAAGAGGGCAAACCACUAGAUUUAUACAGUAAAACCUCUAGGACCAAAAGCAGCUGCUAUGUUUAA